ACGAAAUGUUUAUUAUUUCGUAGAGUAUAGAGAAUUGUGCGAGAGAGCGCUGCAGAGAGCCCGAGUCCAAAAAAGAGGCUAUAUAUAGCACAUGCAUCUAUUUUGUCUAUAAAUACAAAAAGAAAACAAUAUGCCAGAGCAAUCGCACAAGCAGCGUUAACCGUGUGAAUAUAUUUCUAAUUAUUUUGAAAAAAUUUAAAAAAUAUGUCUGCAAACAAUUCGGAAAACGCGGUUGACGGCGAUGUGAACAACAAUGAAACAGCAGAAGCAGCAGCUGCCUGUGGACAGGAUGAACAACAAGAGGAGCAGCAGCCAGUGGGGCAGCCACAAAACGAGCUGCUCGACAUGGUGUUCACAUUGGAGAGCGAAAAACAAGCGUUGCUCGAGGAGUCCCGGAAACGAAUUGGUGCGCUGCGUAAAGAUUUUGAGGAUGCGCGAUGCGAGAAUGAGCGACUACAGAAGCGUGUGGCCAAUUUGGAGCAGUCUCUUAAGCAAUCGGUGAUGCUGGGCGGCAUAGAUGCGCCCAAAUCACGGCAGGAGCAGGAGGAGCUGCUGCUGAAGGCGAAGACGUUGCUUUUUGAGAAGACCAAAGUCAACAAGCAGCAGGAACAACAGAUUGCCGUGCUCAAGGAUCAAGUGGACUCAAUCAAAGACGUUCUGCAGGUGACCAAAGACAUGCUGCAGCUAAAGACCACCGAGUGCGAGCACACCCAAGAGCGCCUCGAAAAGAGUCAGCUGUGGAUCAAGGCCGAGCAGGACAAGUGUGCGCUCACCGAAAAGAAACUGACUAUAUCAAAGUCCGUCUACGACAAGCUGCGUGCAGAGUACGACACACAGUCCAAGAUAUUUAAGGACCUGAAGGCAGCCUAUGAGCAAAAGUUGAAGGUGCUGAGUGUAGCAUUGGCAGAAGCCAAAAAGUAAUUGAACAGUUUAAUAAACUACAUAUGUCAAUUAAAUGCACAAAUUCUUUAUAAGUUCAAUAA
Messenger RNA from Drosophila montana, 983 nucleotides. RefSeq names its product reticulocyte-binding protein homolog 2a. Bases 205 to 921 code for a protein of 238 amino acids. The transcript has 3 exons. The record is from RefSeq and is a predicted model, not a curated record. NCBI's taxonomy places the organism in Eukaryota, Metazoa, Arthropoda, Insecta, Diptera, Drosophilidae.